CUCCAGAAACGCAUGACUUAUAUGUCCCGUCAAAACGAAACGGUGUCCCACUUUCUCGCCGUGUCCGGCUCAGUUCCAUUCAAACCGGUCCAAUCCCAACCGGACCGGUAUUAUACAGGUGUGUUUAAAUAAUACAUAACACCUGUUUGUCACAUCACAGGUCCUCUAAAUUCGCUGCGAAUCUCAUUUUGACGGAAGCUGCGACUUUCCUUCUCAUUUUCCGGGAAAAUGCCACGGGGAACGCUUGAAGUCCUUCUUGUUGGUGCUAAAGGCCUCGAGAACACCGAUUUUCUCUCUAACAUGGAUCCUUAUGUCAUCAUGACUUGUCGUACUCAGGAGCAAAAGAGCAGUGUGGCUUCAGGAAAAGGGACAGAACCAGAAUGGAAUGAGAAUUUCGUGUUUUCCGUCUCUGAUGGUGUUUCCGAACUCUCAAUCAAGAUAAUGGACAGUGAUAAUGUUACUGACGAUGAUUUCGUGGGAGAGGCGAAAAUUCCACUCGAGGCGGUGUUUAUGGAAGGAAGCCUUCCACCAACAGCAUACAAUGUGGUUAAAGAUGAAGAAUAUCAUGGGGAGAUUAGGAUUGGCCUCAGUUUUACUCCUGAGGGAGGCGGCGACCAGAGGUCUUGUGAGCAGGAGGAAAGCUAUGGAGGAUGGAAGGACUCUUCAUACUGAGACUGAUCAAGCAUCAAUCUGCAAUUUCUCUGUUACUCUUUUUCCCUUUUGAGCUGAAUUUCUCUGUUGUCAGGAUAUUGAUUGAAACCAAAAUAAAUGGGGUAAGUGUUCUGAUGUAACUGACCCCAAAUGAUUGGGACAUAAAGUUUGGUUUAGUUUGAUUAGUUGUUAUGCUCUGAUGUAACAUAUUUGGUCUGGUGACUCCGGACAGCCUCCCCCUCCCCCUCUCUCCCAGGCUCCCCUCCCCUCUCCCGGGGAAAACUGAUUUGUAAGUUUGAAGUACCUAUUUUGAUGCUGAAGUUUUAUG
Molecule: messenger RNA, 979 nt
Organism: Ilex paraguariensis (yerba mate)
Lineage: Eukaryota; Viridiplantae; Streptophyta; Magnoliopsida; Aquifoliales; Aquifoliaceae
Source: the annotation of a GenBank genome assembly